AGUGGGUGAUAGUUAAUAGGUUGCCAGUUGCCCGGUCUCCCGCCACGCACUCAUGUUUGACGUUUCAAGCGUCUUCACCCACGCACGCGCCUACAUAUAAACCCCCGACAUUUUCCCGUCUACUUUUCUCCCAAAACCUCAGCGUAAAACCCCACGCCAUAAAACUGGGAGAGAGCUCUCUCGAAUCAUGGCCGCCGCCGCCGCCGCAUUGAUGAAAAACGGCCACCUAAAAGCCCACCUCCGCCACCAUUCCCUCCACCGCUUCUUGCAGCAGAGCACCAAGCAUUCCAUACCCGACCCGCCAGUCUCAGCCCAUAAGAAAAUGGGCAAUCAUCUCAGGCACCAAUUCCAGCAAUGCAAAUGGUGUUCCCCUUUCCCCCACUUCAUUUCUCGGAAAACCAAAGAGCUGCAGUUCUCCGCUCCCACCAAAAUAUCCUCUAUUUUCUCCCCCAGGGUCUCGUCUUCUUCUCCUAAAUUCGGGUUGGUAGGCUGGUACUUGGGUAUGAUCCAGACCCGACCCAUUGCCACCAAAAGCAUCACCUCUGCCUUCAUUUACACCGUCGCGGAUUUAUCCUCUCAGACAAUUGCUGCGGAAAAUUCAGAGGGGUAUGAUCUGGUGAGGACUCUGCGAAUGGCUGGAUACGGGUUGGUAAUCAUAGGCCCUUCAUUGCAUUAUUGGUUCAAUUUAGUGUCGAGAGUGUUCCCAAAGCGUGAUCUUUUAUCCACUUUGAAGAAAAUGGCUUUGGGGCAGACUGUUUAUGGGCCAACGGCGACUACUGUAUUCUUCUCUGUUAAUGCUGCUUUACAAGGAGAAAGUUGCUCUGAGAUUGUUGCGAGAUUGAAACGAGAUUUGAUUCCUACUUUGAUCAGUGGCAUUAUGUAUUGGCCAGUAUGUGAUUUUGUGACAUUCAGAUUCGUCCCGGUUCAUUUACAGCCUCUGGUGAGCAAUUCAUUUUCAUAUCUGUGGACAGUUUACCUGACUUACAUGGCGAGCUUAGCAAAAGUUAGUUCGAGUUGAGAAGUUGUAAUGAAUCUUCAAGACAAACUCCAUACCUUGCAAGAUAUUAUUUAGUGCAUGUGGACAAAGCAGGAUCAGAAGGGGUUAGACUUCCUCGUUGUUUGAGCAGAGUUGAGUCAUUUUCUUGGCCUUAAAGUCCUCAGCAGAAACUAAUGAAGACUAUUUAGUUGUUGAUUCUGUCCGUAAACGACAAUGUUUCUUUGUCUCCGCUUAUAUUUGUUUAAUUUCGUGGUACUAGGUUAGCUGCUCUGUCCACCUGCAUUGUUGUACUCCAUGAAACGCAUUAUUUGAGAUAUUUCCAUAAUGUAACUAGUUUUUCACUUUGUAUCGAAUUCUUGAGGUCGUAAAUGACUCUACAUUCUGUCCAGGAAGUAAUUACAAUUAGCUUGCUGAACACAUCAAACUAGAUUGUUGUCCAAACUUGGAUGUAACAGUACCAGCAACCUUAUUCACGACCUCUGUAAAGUUGGCAAACAAGACUUUUGAGCCCAGAUUUGCAAAUGGUUCUUGAAUUCACCACUCCAGUUCAGUGUGUCGAAGUCAUAGG
Sesamum indicum (sesame) is the source of this 1565-nucleotide messenger RNA. RefSeq lists its product as uncharacterized. NCBI's taxonomy places the organism in Eukaryota, Viridiplantae, Streptophyta, Magnoliopsida, Lamiales, Pedaliaceae. Gene Ontology annotation, cellular component: cytoplasm; membrane. The record is from RefSeq and is a predicted model, not a curated record.